Molecule: messenger RNA, 1806 nt
Organism: Neoarius graeffei (lesser salmon catfish)
Lineage: Eukaryota; Metazoa; Chordata; Actinopteri; Siluriformes; Ariidae
Product: cytochrome P450 2B4-like
Exons: 9
Coding region: 35-1561 (508 amino acids)
Biological process (GO): xenobiotic metabolic process
Cellular component (GO): cytoplasm; intracellular membrane-bounded organelle
Molecular function (GO): heme binding; oxidoreductase activity, acting on paired donors, with incorporation or reduction of molecular oxygen, reduced flavin or flavoprotein as one donor, and incorporation of one atom of oxygen; iron ion binding
Source: RefSeq, a predicted model, not a curated record
AGACCUCUGUGUGGGCGUUCUGCACUCUUUCAGCAUGCAGUCUGUACUGAGAUAUUUGGACCUGGGUUCUGCAGCCCUGGCCGUGUUGCUUGGCCUCAUCUCUCUGGUUCUGUUUGAGAUCUUCAGAUUGAGUUCCUCAAGGAGCCACAAUCCUCCUGGACCCAGACCACUGCCCUUCGCGGGGAACGUACUCCUGAUGAUAAAGGACCCAAUGAAGAUGAUUAUAACGAUGAAGAAGUACGGUGACCUGUGCUGCGUGUAUGUGGGCAGGAGGCCGAUGAUCGUGCUGAAUCACAUCGAGGUGGUGAAGGAGGCACUAGUUCAGAAUGGUAUCACGUUUGCUGGGAGGCCAUCCAUGCCUUUAAUAGACUGGGUGACAAAGGGAUAUGGGAUCUUAGCUGUCACGUAUGGCCAUGCAUGGAAGCAGCAGCGGCGUUUUGCUCUCCACACACUACGCAACUUUGGUCUGGGGAAGAAACCUGUGGAACAGCGAGUGGCCGAGGAAGCACGCUGUCUUAUAGCAGAGAUGCUCAAACAUGAAGGGAAAGCUUUGAACCCCAUGCACCCCAUAAUGAAUGCUGUCUCCAACAUCAUCUGCUCCAUCAUCUUCGGAGAUCGCUUUGACUACAAUGACAAGCGCUUUGCUAAAUUCCUGGAAAUCCUGAACGAAAACAUUAAGCUCUCUGGCUCACCUGUGGGAUUGUUCUUCAACUUAUUCCCGUUUAUAAAACACUUCCCUGGUCCACACCAGAAGAUGCAGCGGAAUGCCAAUGCUUUAACAGGGUUCAUCCGCGAGUUGAUGGAGGAGCACAAGAAGACACUGGACAAGGAGAACCUGCAUGACUUCAUCGAUGCCUACCUGGUGGAGAUAAGCAAGCAAGAGUCAAACAAAGAUUCAACGUUUCAUGAGGACAACCUGCUGAUGUCCGCUGCUGAUCUGUUCCUUGCAGGAACUGAGACCACAGCCACCACUCUCAGAUGGGGUCUGAUUUUCAUGAUGAACCAUCCAGAAAUACAAGAGCGCUGUCAUGAGGAGAUCGUUCGUGUGCUUGGUUAUGAUCGCACUCCCAGCAUGGAUGACCGCACGAGCCUGCCGUACACAUACGCCACCGUACACGAGAUCCAACGCUUUGGGAAUAUCGUUCCACUCGGUGUAGUUCACCAAACUAUCGAGACGACGCAGUUCCGAGGAUACACCAUCCCCAAGGGAACUGAUAUUGUACCCAAUUUAAUGGCCAUAAUGAUGGAUAAGGAAUACUGGAAACACCCGGACACGUUUAACCCCGAAAACUUCCUGGAUGAGAACGGCCAGUUCUGCAAAAACGAGUCCUUCUUGGCUUUUUCUCUGGGUCCAAGGGUGUGUCUCGGCGAGUCCCUUGCAAGGACGGAGCUCUUCAUCUUCUUCACAUCUCUCGUGCAGAGGUUGCGGUUCUCCUGGCCACAUGAUGCCCCACCCAUUGACAUGGAUGGCAUUAUGAGUGUGGUCAGAAUGCCCCACCCCUUCCAUAUGAUUUGUCAUAGUAGGGCAUGUUCUGUUCCAAGCUCACCCGUAACGCUUUGAUUUUCUCUAUUACAUCACAAUCAGAUGUGAAAUACGACAUAUUUGAUAGCUUUAUUAAUCUUCAUAAAUCAAAAAUGUCUGGUUCCUCUCGAGGUUUCUUCCUCGUGCCAUCUCAGGAAGUUUUUCCUCACUGCUGUCGUCUCUGGGUUCUUCAUUACAGAUCUAAAUCUACACUGACUUUCUGUAAAUCUGCUUUAUAAUGUCUUGUGCAAAUAAAAUUGAAAUAAAACUAGUCGUAGGACAAA